Messenger RNA from Suncus etruscus (white-toothed pygmy shrew), 2793 nucleotides. RefSeq names its product VPS16 core subunit of CORVET and HOPS complexes (gene VPS16). The transcript has 23 exons. NCBI's taxonomy places the organism in Eukaryota, Metazoa, Chordata, Mammalia, Eulipotyphla, Soricidae. Gene Ontology annotation, molecular function: actin binding. The record is from RefSeq and is a predicted model, not a curated record. Gene Ontology annotation, biological process: intracellular protein transport; vacuole fusion, non-autophagic; endosomal transport. Gene Ontology annotation, cellular component: HOPS complex; endosome; cytoplasm. The coding region runs from base 38 to 2662 and encodes 874 amino acids.
UCCACCCCGCCGAGCGUGCCGGCUUCCCUGCUCCGCGAUGGACUGCUACACGGCCAACUGGAACCCGCUGGGGGACUCGGCCUUCUACCGGAAGUAUGAGCUGUACAGCAUGGACUGGGACCUGAAAGAUGAGCUCCGGGACUGUCUGGUGGCUGCCGCGCCCUAUGGAGGACCUAUCGCAAUACUAAGAAACCCCUGGAGAAAAGAGAAGUCUGCCAGUAUCCGACCUGUGCUAGAUAUCUACUCUGCUUCUGGCAUGCCUCUGGCCAAUCUGCUGUGGAAGAGUGGGCCAGUGGUGUCCUUGGGCUGGUCAGCUGAGGAGGAGCUGCUCUGUGUGCAGGAAGAUGGCGUAGUAUUGGUGUAUGGGCUUCAUGGAGACUUCCGGAGACACUUCAGCAUGGGCAAUGAGGUACUUCAAAACCGGGUUCUAGAUGCACGUAUCUUCCAUACUGAGUUUGGUUCCGGGGUGGCCAUCCUCACGGGGGCCCACCGUUUUACUCUUAGCGCCAAUGUGGGGGACCUCAAACUCCGCCGGAUGCCAGAGGUGCCAGGUCUGCAGAGCGCACCCUCAUGCUGGACCACACUGUUCCAGGAGCGUGUGGUACAUGUUCUUCUGGCUGUGGGGCCUGACCUUUACCUUCUGGACCAUGCAGCCUGCUCUGUAGUGAUAUUGCCAGGCCUGGCCCCAGGAGUGAGCAGCUUCCUGCAAAUGGCAGUCUCCUUUACCAACAGACACCUGGCCCUUUUCACAGACACAGGCUAUAUCUGGAUGGGGACAGCAUCACUCAAGGAGAAGCUGUGUGAGUUCAACUGCAAUAUUCGCGCCCCUCCAAAGCAGAUGGUCUGGUGCAGCCGUCCUCGAAGCAAGGAGCGGGCCGUUGUGGUGGCCUGGGAGAGGCGUCUGAUGGUGGUGGGUGAUGCACCUGAGAGCAUCCAGUUUGUGCUGGAUGAAGACUCCUAUCUGGUACCCGAGCUGGAUGGGGUUCGUAUCUUUUCCCGCAGUACCCACGAGUUCCUGCACGAGGUUCCAGUGGCCAGUGAGGAGAUCUUCAAAAUUGCUUCCAUGGCCCCUGGAGCACUGCUGUUAGAGGCCCAGAAGGAGUAUGAGAAAGAGAGCCAGAAGGCGGACGAGUACCUGAGGGAGAUCCAGGAGCUUGGGCAGCUGAGCCAGGCCGUCCAGCAGUGCAUUGAGGCCGCCGGGCAUGAGCACCAUCCUGACAUGCAGAAGAGUCUACUCCGGGUUGGCCUGGGCUCAGGGCUGAGAGCAGGGCCAGGUGCUGGCAACAGUGCAGGCAGCAGGGAGCUGGCAGGGCUGACGCUUGCCUCUCCUCUCCUCUCUUUCCAGGCGGCCUCCUUUGGGAAGUGUUUCCUCGACAGGUUCUCCCCUGACAGCUUUGUGCGCAUGUGUCAGGAGCUGCGCGUGCUGAAUGCAGUUCGGGACUAUCACAUUGGCAUCCCUCUAACCUACAGCCAAUAUAAACAACUCACCAUCCAGGUGCUACUGGACAGGCUUGUGUUGCGGAGGCUUUACCCACUGGCCAUCCAGAUCUGCGAGUACCUGCGGCUUCCCGAAGUACAGGGUGUCAGCCGAAUCCUUGCUCACUGGGCCUGCUACAAGGUACAACAGAAAGAUGUGUCUGAUGAGGAUGUCGCUCGGGCCAUUAACCAGAAGCUAGGAGACACGCCUGGUGUCUCUUACUCAGAUAUUGCUGCUCGGGCCUAUGGUUGUGGCCGCACAGAGUUGGCCAUUAAGCUGCUGGAGUAUGAACCACGCUCUGGAGAGCAAGUGCCUCUUCUCUUAAAGAUGAAACGGAGCAAACUGGCCCUGAGCAAGGCAAUUGAGAGUGGAGACACAGACCUGGUGUUCACUGUGUUGUUGCACCUGAAGAAUGAGCUUAACCGAGGUGACUUUUUCAUGACCCUUCGGAACCAGCCUAUGGCCCUGAGUCUGUACCGACAGUUCUGCAAGCAUCAGGAGCUUGAGACACUGAAGGACCUCUACAAUCAGGAUGACAACCACCAGGAGCUGGGCAGCUUCCACAUUCGAGCCAGCUAUGCUGCAGAGGAGCGCAUCGAGGGCCGAGUCGCCGCUCUGCAGACAGCAGCUGACGCCUUCUACAAGGCCAAGAAUGAGUUUGCAGCCAAGGCCACAGAGGAUCAAAUGCGGCUCCUCCGGCUACAGCGCCGCCUGGAAGAUGAAUUGGGUGGCCAGUUUCUGGACUUGUCCCUACAUGAUACUGUCACCAACCUUAUCCUCGGUGGCCACAACAAGCGUUCAGAGCAGCUGGCCCGAGAUUUCCGCAUCCCCGACAAGAGGCUCUGGUGGCUAAAGCUGACUGCCCUGGCCAGUAUGGGCGACUGGGAGGAGCUAGAGAAGUUUUCGAAAAGCAAGAAAUCACCUAUUGGCUACUUGCCCUUUGUGGAAAUCUGCAUGAAGCAGCAUAACAAAUAUGAGGCCAAGAAGUAUGCAUCCCGUGUGAGUCCCGAGCAAAAGGUUAAGGCCUUGCUUCUUGUUGGGGAUGUGUCCCAGGCUGCAGAUGUAGCCAUUGAGCACCGGAACGAGGCAGAGAUGAGCCUUGUGUUAUCCCACUGCACUGGAGCCACUGAUGGGGCCACAGUCGACAAGAUUCAGCGGGCCAGGGCACAAGUCCUGAAGAAGUGAGAGCCCACCCUGAACAUAUUUCUGAGCCCUGGGCUUUUCAGAAGUGUCCGUGCUCCAUUUAAAGCAAAGUUGUAAAGCUGGGGUGGUAGGAUUUGUGGUCUGAUUGUAAAUAAAGUUGAAACAUUUUGGGA